Sclerotinia borealis F-4128 is the source of this 930-nucleotide messenger RNA. The record is from the annotation of a GenBank genome assembly. Lineage: Eukaryota; Fungi; Ascomycota; Leotiomycetes; Helotiales; Sclerotiniaceae.
AUGGCAGGCGAGGAUUAUGAUCGAAAUAGUUUGGUUAAUCGUAACUUACCUCAGAUGCAGCUAGUAAGCAGCUUCAACUGUAGCUCAAGCAGCUUAGUGCCGCCCUCCAUAGAUAUUCAAGAAAGCCCAACAAGCUCAGACACUGUUCUCGAUAGAUUCACGGUUAAAGGAAAUGCCAUAAUCACGGGAGGGGCAGGAACUUUAGCGUUACAAGGAGCUCGCGCCCUUCUCGAGCACGGUCUCAGCGGAGUAGCUCUAUUUGAUAUCAAUCCACAGCCUGAUUCUCCUUCCAUAUUUUCCUUGACAGCAGACUUUCCUCAUGCAAGAAUCCUCUUAAUAUCAGUCGAUGUCACGAACGCUGGUAACGUAAAUCAAGCAGUCCAGGAGGCAGCAAUCGCAUUAGGAAGUAUUGAUGUACUAUGCUGUUACGCUGGUGUUGUUGGAUGUGUGCACGCACUCGAGAUAAGUAUCGAGGAGUGGAGACGAACGCUGGAGAUUAAUACCACCGGGGCAUUUCUGUGUGCCCAGGCCGUUGCCAAAAAGAUGGUCGAUCAAAAUUCCGGUGGUUCAAUUGUGUUUAUUGCCUCAAUAUCCGCCCAUACCGUUAACUAUCCUCAACCUCAGGUUGCUUACAAUGUUUCUAAAUCUUCUCUACUUCACAUGAAAUCGUGUCUUGCAGCCGAGUGGUCUAGAUAUGGUAUUCGAACGAAUAGUAUCUCGCCUGGAUAUAUGGAUACUAUUCUCAACGAGGGUGGUGGAUUAGAAGAGGCAAGAAGUAUCUGGACUUCCAGAAAUCCCAUGGGUAGGAUGGGGAAGCCGGAAGAAUUGAGCGGGGCGUUAGUGUUAUUGUGUAGUAGGGCGGGGAGUUAUAUUAAUGGUAGCGAUUUGAUUGUUGAUGGUAAAUAUCACCGAGGGCAGACUGUUUUUUGA